Molecule: messenger RNA, 3252 nt
Organism: Mesorhabditis spiculigera
Lineage: Eukaryota; Metazoa; Nematoda; Chromadorea; Rhabditida; Rhabditidae
Source: the annotation of a GenBank genome assembly
AUGGAAUGCAUCUGUGUGUGGUUCUACACGGUUCGCCCUGUCCGGAAUGACAUCAGCUACACUGACAUCGAGGCGAGACCCGAAGAUUGUCGUCCGUUUUCGAAGAAAGUGCGAAAAGCACAGGAAAAGCUGCAGGCAGACCCGAUCCGCCUAUUCGACUGGCUGAGCGCACACAAUAACGUCGACAUCUCGCACGUGUUCCCCCAGCUGAUCCCUGCCGGGGAGCUGGAGGGGGUUUAUGCUCAGUUUUUGGCGGAGUGGCCAAAGCUGAACAGGGAGCAGAAGAAGUUCAGGGCCCGCCAGAUCGUGCAAAUCCAUCGGGAUCGAGAGGAGGCUCGAGAAAUUGAAACUGACGUCAGCCUUGAAGAACUUGCUGAAGAGACGACGACCACUUUGUCAACACCAACGACUUCAACCUGGUCAACGACAACUUCUACAACGACGCCUCCAGCAGAACCAACAUCGACACAACGGCAUCGAAAGAAGGACAAAACGACGACAGCCCCGAAGGAGACGACUACAGCCAUGGAACCAGCCACCUUCGUCCAUUCCGACUUCGUGCCCCUGGUUACCGUCCCAGCUGGCAGGACCGUCAAAUUGAGCUGCAAGGCGACGGGAACGAACUUGGGGUACGUUUGGCACAAAAACGGAGCGGUCGUAGUCCAAGGAAGUCCUAGAGCCACUGGAUACAUCUACGGCUUGCGGGGUCACGCUUUAGAACUGGAGGAUACAGUACCUUCUGAUUCUGGGAUGUACAAGUGUAUUGUUCAAAACCCACUUGGCUCUAUCGAAAGGACGUACAUUCUAAAAGUUGUUGAACGACUACGCUCUGCUCCUUUGAUCCUACCAAAUGUGCUUCGGAAUCAGACUGUUAAUGUCAAUGGAACGGCGACCUUCACCUGCGAAGUUAUCUCGGACCUGACUCCCCACAUCGUCUGGGUCCGAAUUAACCGUACCGAUGGAGAAUAUUACUUUCAAAUACCCACCAACGGCUCUAAUAAUCAGCAGCACCACAAAAAUGAGACUGUGUUUGCGUAUACCAGGAUGGAGAAUCAUCCGAAAGCUACAAUCUACAACACUGCCAACGCCUCUACGCUCCGUCUCGUCAACGUUACUGUAGAAGAACAAGGGAUUUACGCAUGUAUUACAGGAAAUUCUUUGGGAAAGGUGAUGGCCAACGCUACUCUUACUGUUAAUGAGUUUCGUACCCUGACGCUACCCACUGGAAAAGCCCAACCCCAAGGAAUCCCGUUGAGCUACUUGAUCCUGACGCUCAUCUUCUUGUUCCUGCUAUUUUUGCUGUUUUUGGUCAUCUUAUCUUACUAUCUUUGCAUCCGGGCCAGCAAGAAGAAAAUGGACGAGGCCGCUAGGUUGUUGCCGAGGAGGAAGAAGGUCGUCGUCCGUCAAAAGGAUCACGAUGGAACUCGGGCCGGCUGGGCAGAUUUGCCAUCGACCUACCAAAUCCAAAUCAUCGAACAAUCUCCACAUGGAGCAAGACAAUCCCAUAUUUCUUCCGAUAUGACGAUCAACUGCGAGUAUGAGAUUGAGGAGGAUCCGGCAUGGGAGUUCGAGCGAUCGAGAAUCGAACUCAUUGACGUGCUCGGCGAAGGUGCUUUCGGAGAAGUCUGGCGUGGUCACCUCAACAUUGAGCCUGAAGACUACCCGGAAAACGCGAUCAGCAGAGUCCCCUUCAAGCAGCCAAUCGCUGUCAAAAAGCUCAAGAAUACAGCCCAUGAGCGUGAGCUUCGAGAUCUGGUGCUCGAGAUGACCAUCUUGAAAACGUUGGAGGAAAUGGAACCCGCGCCUGGGAAGGAGAAUGUGUUGAGGAUUAUCGGGUGUUGCACCGGAGUUGGACCACUUUUGGUGGUGCUCGAGCUGUGUCAGCACGGGAAUUUGAGAGACUUCCUCCGCGCCCAUCGUCCUCGAGCGGAGCGUGCCAUUGAAUCGGUACCGAGCUCGCCUAUCAACAAAUCAAGUGGAACCCUCCAAGAUUACCUGGAACCUAGAAGAGCCCAAGAACGCGUCCUUAUCGACCCACUGACCCAACGUCACCUCGUCGAUUUUGCCUAUCAAGUAGCGAACGGAAUGCACUUCCUCAGCAGCAAGCAAAUCAUCCAUCGAGAUCUGGCUGCCAGAAACAUUUUGGUGGCCGAGAAUUUUGCCCUCAAAAUCUCGGAUUUCGGACUAUCGAGGAAUACGUCGAGUUCAAAGGAUUAUUAUAGGAAGAAGGGCAACGGACGUCUUCCCGUAAAGUGGAUGGCCCCGGAAGCCCUCGAUGCCCAUAUCUACACAACCGAAAGUGAUGUAUGGUCCUACGGCAUCCUGCUCUGGGAAAUCAUGACCCUUGGCGGGACCCCAUAUCCAACCAUUCAAAUGCAUCAACUCUACAACUAUCUAAAAGAUGGCUACCGUAUGGAGGCGCCUCACAAUUGUCCGCAGGAGAUUUACCAGAUUAUGAUUGGGUGCUGGCAGGAAGCAAGAGAAAAGCGCCCCUCCUUCGCCAUGAUGCGCGACUACUUGCAGUGGAUGUUGGCAGAAACGGAAGGAGAGGAAGCUAAUGAUGACCUAGAAAGCAGGCCAUCGGACUCUUCACACAACGAUUUGGACCAUUUUGCGCCUCCUCCACCAAAAAGUAGUGAAGCCGGGUCGUUGCAGAGGAAGAAGGCCAGACCGCUCUCGGCUCCGGUGAUGUUGCCGAUGGAGAAAUUGGCGCGAACGCCCCGCGUCACGCAACGCGCAUCCCAGACCUAUCGUGGAGUCCCCCACCCCGGCCAGGACCACGAUUACAUGAACGUGGCCCGGGCACCGAGUCCAAGUCGUGAGGCUCAGGGCAGCUACCGCAACCCCACGAAUUAUACGGAUUACCAAGCUAAUGGCCAGCGGAACCGCAUCCCCCAUCCCGCCCACCCCACCACCAGCACAAAGCUGGCGGCCGAGGAGGCCCGGCGGCACUCAAUGGACUCGAGGGCCUCGUCCGGUCGUGGCGGUUCGUCGGGCGUCUCGUCAUCAGAAGGAAUCGGUGGCCUAUCAGAUUUGGUGCAAAUCGAGAUCCUCCCCUCGUCCUCCUCUUCAUUCCCUACAGCUAGAGUUACACGCCCUGUCUCUUCCACCGCUGUUCCUACCGUAUCCACCGCUACAGUACCCCCAACCUUACAGCCCCCACAAAAUAGUGCUCAGCGCCACCCGACCGAACGAGCCCCCCGAGUCACCCGUACCUCUAGUCCAAUCGCGAAAAAUGACGUGCAUUUUGGA